Messenger RNA from Catharus ustulatus (Swainson's thrush), 1118 nucleotides. It is a transcript of the gene NOSIP, whose product is annotated as nitric oxide synthase interacting protein. NCBI's taxonomy places the organism in Eukaryota, Metazoa, Chordata, Aves, Passeriformes, Turdidae. Gene Ontology annotation, molecular function: ubiquitin protein ligase activity. The record is from RefSeq and is a predicted model, not a curated record. Gene Ontology annotation, cellular component: nucleus. The transcript is spliced from 8 exons. The coding region runs from base 200 to 1042 and encodes 280 amino acids.
ACUUCCGGUCCGGAACUUCCGGUUGGGCACUUCCGGCUUCCUGUGUGGCCCCGGAGCGGCCGCUGAGGGCGGCGCGGGCCGCAAACAUCGCCGAGACCCUUCCAAAACCUUUUAAAUUCCACUUUUCACCACCCUCCCGUUGUUUCCCACCUUUCCAGAACCUUCUCGGGGUUUUUAACCUGGUUUCUGAGGCGCAGCCAUGACCCGGCACGGCAAGAACUGCACGGCGGGGGCCGUGUACAGCUACCACGAGAGGAAAAAGGACACAGCCGCCUCGGGUUACGGGACGCAGCGGGUGCGGGUUGGGCGUGACGCCAUCAAGGAUUUCGAUUGCUGCUGCCUGUCCCUGCAGCCCUGCCGGGACCCCGUGGUGACCCCCGAUGGGUUCCUGUACGAGCGCGAGGCCAUCGUGAAUUUUCUGCUGCACCAGAAAACCAAAAUCGCCCGAGAGACCAAGGCCUGGGAGCGGCAGCGCGCGCAGCGGCGCCGGCAGCGGGAGCAGCUGCGGGGGGAGGGCGCGGCCAAAGCGCUCCGGGGGUUCCUGGAGGCCGAGACCCCCCUGGGCAAGGGGGAGACCCCCGGGGGCAGCGCCCCCCCCGGGCCCCUGCCCAGUUUCUGGAUCCCGUCCCUGACCCCCGAGGCCGGAGCCGAGAAACUGCAGAGACCCGACCCGAGUGUCCGGUGCCCGAUGUCCGGCCGGAAGCUGCGCCUGGCCCAGCUGGUCAGUGUCCACUUCACUCCGGCCGAGCGCGGCCUGAGCCCCGGGCAGCUGCUGGCCCGAGAGCCGAGUGACCGCUACGUGUGCGCGGUGACCGGAGACCCCCUGGGCAACGCCACGCCCUGCGCCGUGCUGCGGCCAUCGGGGGCAGUGGUCACUCUGGACUGCGUGGCCAGGCUGAUCAGGAAGGACAUGAGGGACCCCCUGAGCGGGGAACCCCUGGCAGAGGACGACAUCAUCGAGCUCCAGAGGGGCGGGACCGGCUUUGCUGGGGCUGGGGUCUCCCUGGAAGCCAAAAAAUCCCGGCCAGUGAUGCAGGCUUAGGUGGGACCCCAAAAUUUGGGGCUCCCCAAAAUCCUGGACACCCCAAAAACCCCCAAAAUCCCUUUAAACCCCCCCA